Vicia faba (fava bean) is the source of this 678-nucleotide messenger RNA. Lineage: Eukaryota; Viridiplantae; Streptophyta; Magnoliopsida; Fabales; Fabaceae. The record is from the annotation of a GenBank genome assembly.
AUGAUGGGAAACCAAGAGGUGAAGCUGCUUAACUUUUUAUUGAGUCCAGUUGGUCGAAGAGUUGAAUGGGCUCUAAAACUGAAAGGUGUUGAUUAUGAGUAUAUAGAAGAAGAUAUCUUCAACAAAAGCAAUCUCCUUUUGGAAUUGAACCCGGUUCAUAAGAAAGUACCGGUUCUUAUUCAUGGCAAGAAAUCCAUAGCAGAGUCAUUGAUUAUUCUUGAAUACAUUGAUGAAACAUGGAAGCAAUAUCCAUUGAUGCCUCUCCAUCCUUAUGAAAGAUCUCGUGCUCGAUUUUGGGCUAAGUUAUCUGAUGAGAAGCUUGCGUUGGGUUCAUGGAGAGCAAUGGUUAGGAAUGGAGAAGAAGGGGAAAAGCUUCUAUUGGAAGCAAAAGAAGUAAUGGAAAAGUUAGAAGAGGAGUUAAAUGGAAAGAAAUUCUUUGGAGGGAACAAUAUUGGGUACCUUGAUCUUGCUCUUGGAUGGAUCACUUGUUGGCUUCCAGUUUGGGAGGAAAUUGGGUCAAUGCAGGUACUUGACCCAUUAAAAUGUCCAUCCAUGUCUUCAUGGAAGAUCAAUUUUCUGAAUCAUCCUACCAUUAAAGACAACUUGCCACCAAAGGAUAAAAUGAUUGCCUAUUGUCACCGUCGCAUAGAUGAGUUUUCUUCAACUCACCAUGGUUAA